AUGACCAUCCCUUCUAAUAUAGAAUCUGAAGAAAAAGUGGUGCUUGUUGGAAUCAGUGGACCAUCGAGCAGUGGCAAAACUACGGUUUCACGACUUUUAACUGGAAUAUUUCCUGGAUCGAUCUUGAUCCAUGAAGAUGAUUAUUAUAAGGAUGACAAGGACAUUCCGAUGGAUGAAGCGCUAGGGGAACAGAAUUGGGACUGUCCCGAGGCCCUUGAUAUCACACUUCUUCUGCAACAUUUGAAAUCAUUGAAGCAUCCCAAUGCGGAUCCACAACCCAAAUUACCCUCGAUCCAACCGGAAUCACCAUCUCUGGUGGCGGACCCUGCCCUAAUUAAACAGCUCAAACAAAAAGUUCACAAUGCCGUGGGACACGAAAACUUACGAUUAGUGUUUCUCGAUGGAUUUUUAUUGUAUCAUGAAGGAUCCCCGCUCGUCGAGGUAUUGGACGUGAAAUUAUUUUUACAAGUCACAUUUCCCCUCCUUAAACAACGUCGAGAACUGCGUGAGGGAUACCAAACUAAGGAUUCUUUUUGGGUCGACCCACCUGGGUAUUUUGAAAAACUUGUCUGGCCAAACUAUGUCCAACAACACCAGCAUAUGUUUGACAAAGGUGAUGUGGAAAAUGGGAGAUGCGUGGCCAGUGAAACUUUAGGAAUAGACGUGUUUAGUAUAAAGAAUGAAGGAACAGGAAUUGAAGAAGUGCUCAAGUGGGCAGUACAGCAGAUAUUAGAGAGUAUUUAG
Molecule: messenger RNA, 744 nt
Organism: Saccharomycopsis crataegensis
Lineage: Eukaryota; Fungi; Ascomycota; Saccharomycetes; Ascoideales; Saccharomycopsidaceae
Gene: NRK1
Product: ribosylnicotinamide kinase
Exons: 2
Coding region: 1-744 (247 amino acids)
Cellular component (GO): cytoplasm
Source: RefSeq, a predicted model, not a curated record